Austrofundulus limnaeus is the source of this 238-nucleotide messenger RNA. Its product is annotated as thyroid hormone receptor beta. Gene Ontology annotation, cellular component: nucleus; RNA polymerase II transcription regulator complex. Gene Ontology annotation, biological process: positive regulation of transcription by RNA polymerase II; retinoic acid receptor signaling pathway; negative regulation of transcription by RNA polymerase II. Gene Ontology annotation, molecular function: RNA polymerase II cis-regulatory region sequence-specific DNA binding; nuclear receptor activity. Lineage: Eukaryota; Metazoa; Chordata; Actinopteri; Cyprinodontiformes; Rivulidae. The record is from RefSeq and is a predicted model, not a curated record.
AUCCUGUUGAAGGGCUGCUGCAUGGAGAUCAUGUCGCUGCGAGCGGCCGUGCGCUACGACCCCGAGAGCGAAACGCUGACACUCAACGGCGAAAUGGCUGUCACUCGCGACCAGCUUAAAAAUGGCGGUCUGGGUGUGGUUUCUGACGCCAUUUUUGACCUCGGUGUGUCGUUGGCCUCUUUCAGCCUGGAUGAUUCGGAGGUGGCUCUCCUACAGGCAGUCAUCUUGCUUUCAUCGG